AUGUUCACCAGCUACACGGUGCGCGUGGCGGCGGUGAACGCCAACGGAAGGACGGCCGAGUACCUGGUGCGCAUGGCGGCGCUCACCGUCAACGGCACGGGCCCGUACACCCGCUGGCACGGCGCGCAGACCUUCCACCGGCUGCAGGUGGAGGCGGCGCGCCCCACCGAGAACACCAUCACGGUGCUGUGGUCGCCGCCGGAGAACAAGAACAUCCGCGUGCGGGGCUACACGAUCGGCUGGGGCCGCGGCAUCCGAACGCCGAGUACGUGGGUGUCGCUGCGGGCGCUGAACGCGGCCGGCAACGGCACGCCGAUCUACGAGACGGUGUGGACGCGACAGCCGCUGGACCAGCUGGACCGGCGCCCGCUGGUCAUCCCCACCGGAGGUCACAGACGGCCGGAUCUACGCGGUGCGCUACAGCAGCCAGGCAGCCCGAAGCGCUACCGCCACUACAACGCCUCGCAGCUCAACUGCAUGAUCGAGGGACUGCGACCGGCCACCACCUACGAGUUCUCUGUGCAGGCCGUGAAGGGUCGCCGUGAGUCGGACUGGUCGCUGGUGGUGGUGAAUCAGACGCGCGAGUCGGCGCCCGCCUCGCCGCCGCGUGACCUGACCAUCGUCCAGUCGGAGGACAACCCGGCCAUCAUCAACCUCAACUGGCAGCCGCCCAAGACGCCCAACGGCAAGAUCGACGGCUACGUGAUCCAGUACACGCCGGACCGGUCGCGGCAGGACGCGAGCGGCGGCGGCCUGGGCGACCACCUGCUCUACGUCAUCAUCGCCUGCUCCGUCACGCUGCUGCUGGUGAUCGGCAUCAUUGCGGCCGUCUGCCUCUGCAAGCGCAAGACGAGCCAGGAGUUGCCCCGGCGCGGUCACAAGAGCAACAGCUACGUGAAGGGCCAGACGGAGAUCGGCACGCCGGACUUGAAGCCGCCCGACCUGUGGAUCCACCACGACCAGAUGGAGCUGCGGCCCAUCGGCAAGCAGCGCUCGGACAGCUGCUCGACGCUGCGCCGCCAGUCGCCCGACUACGAGGUCGACGAGCGGUCGUACGCGUCGACGCUGGACCGGCGCGAGCGCGCCGCGCGCACCCACUCGCCCGUCGUCGGCAAAGCUGGCAGCUCGGCCACGGCACUAGCCAACGGCACGGUGGAGACGCGGCCCGUCUAUCCGCGCACACAGUUCAGCAUAUCGCGCAAUGUCGGCAGCGAGCCGCCGCCGCCUCCGCUCAAGCGGCCGUCGUUCGCCUGCGCGCCGCGGCCGGCCGACGGCGUCGGCACGCGCGAGGAGCUGACAACGCUCCGGCCAUCGUGCAGCACGGAAGAGUUAACGCAGGAGAUGGCCAACCUGGAGGGCCUGAUGAAGGACUUGAACGCCAUCACGGCCUCCGAGUUUAAGUGCUAG
Molecule: messenger RNA, 1407 nt
Organism: Pollicipes pollicipes
Lineage: Eukaryota; Metazoa; Arthropoda; Thecostraca; Pollicipedomorpha; Pollicipedidae
Product: neogenin
Exons: 12
Coding region: 1-1407 (468 amino acids)
Cellular component (GO): membrane
Molecular function (GO): protein binding
Source: RefSeq, a predicted model, not a curated record